Molecule: messenger RNA, 10211 nt
Organism: Poecilia reticulata (guppy)
Lineage: Eukaryota; Metazoa; Chordata; Actinopteri; Cyprinodontiformes; Poeciliidae
Source: RefSeq, a predicted model, not a curated record
GCGUACAUUCACGCACCCACUGAGAGGGCGAGAGAGAGAGAGAGAGAGAGAGAGAGAGAGAGAGAGAGAGAGAGGGGGAGCGAGCGAGCGAGCGAGAAAGUGGGGGACGGAGUGAUGCUCUCCCGCCGGAGAACAGAGCCCGACUCCGGCCAGCCAGUCAUCAGCGGCAGCAGCGGCAGCAGCGGCGGCAGCGCUGUCCUCCCCACCGUCAGCGCCACCGCCACCCGCCAUACACACACCCGGGCUGGUGACACUGUCAAUGAGAAAAGGAGUGUGUAUCAGUCGCGGAGAACAUAAAUUGGCUCAGGGUUUUUACAACAAGGACCCAAAGACCGGAGGGUACUCUAUGCCGGCAUGGCGGCGGGGGCAGAGAGAGAAAGAGAGAGAGAAACAGAGAGAGGCGUGCGCGCGCGUUUCCUUGCAGGAGCGGCGCUUUGGGACUGUGAUGUCUGACGGACGCGGAGAGAUGCUGUGAGCUCUGGUAUUAGCAGAGCCAGCUGCGCACCCACCGAGCCGCUCUGUCCCCUCCCUCCCCGCAUCUCAUCCCCAGCAUUCCUGCUCUCUCCCAAGCGCCGACCAUUCGCUCAAAGAGGGGAAUCGGCUCCACACGGCUCGCUUCGCUCACUCCGGCUUGCGUCCCGCGCGGAGAUUUUGGCAGAGAACUGUUCUUUUUCCUGUGGAAGGCAACUGGAUUUAAAAGUCUUUCAGCCUCUGGACAAACUGUGGUUAUAGUGAUUGUGAACUGGGCUUCUGUUCUGUCAUUCAGCGCCUGAAUAUGCUCGGCUCGUCCAUGCUCCAUUACAAGCCAACCUCUUCUUUCACCCGAUGAUAAAAACAAUCCACAGGAUUGCCAUCCAUGGUUUCUGCGCUAAUCAAGACUGUGUUAUUCUAUAUUGAAAAGAUUUGCAAAGGAAUGUUUACAAAGAAAUUGGCAAACCCAAUUAAGAAGAAAGAAAGAAGUGAAAAUAAAGAGCCCAAAUUAGCCGCUGAUUUGCAAGCACAUAAUCAAACUCUCUCAACCACUUUAAAGACAACUGUCAAAAAGAUUUCCAAAUGCUCUUCGGCACGUAACAUAUCGCUUGAAGAGGACGACGGAAAGAACGACUGCUCAUCGUUGUCACCCACUUUCAGCUAUCGUGUAGCUAUAGCAAAUGGACUCCCAAAAAGUUCUCUUUUUCUAAAUAAUAAUGAAAGUAUCUUUCCUGAGGUUCUUUCGAUUGACAGCAGUUACUCCGACUCCUUGAGUGAGACAAAACCUGUCCGGAGACUAGAUGAGCAUAAAUCACACACUAUGCCAGUAAGACGAAACAGGAAGAGCCUCAUCAGUUUAGCUCCCUCUGAUGGCAGUUCGGAGGGGGAACGGGUGGAACGCUCUAGUUUACAUACGCUUAGGCUGGGGGCUCUACGCAAGUUAAGGAAAUGGAAAAAGAGCCAGGAAUGUGUCUCCUCAGACUCCGACGUGAGCAAUUGGAGGAAAACCCUGGGUAUACGAAGCAAAUCUCUGGACCGUGCUGGACGACAACAAAAGAGCUCUACCCUAGAGCCUGGCUCUUCCUCAACAGGUUGCAUCAGUCAGACGCAGGAUGUAAUGGAAAUGAUUUUUAAGGAGCUUCAGGGGAUCAGUCAGAUAGAAACUGAACUAUCUGAGCUUCGUGGCCAUGUAAAUGCCCUUAAGAGCUCAAUUGAUGAGAUCUCCAGCAGUGUGGAGGUAGUUCAGAGUGAAAUUGAACAGCUUAGAUCAGGAUUUGUCCAGUCAAGAAGGGAAACAAGAGAUAUCCAUGACUACAUUAAACAGAUUAGCCACCAGGCCAAUAAUUCAACCUUGCGGUUUCUCAAUGUUCCUGAAGAGAGAUCAGAAAAGACAGAGAGUGUAAUAUACAAAAUAUUGAAAGAGAAAAUGGGUUUCACAGAUGCCCAUAAAACAAUUAAAAUUGAGCUCGCUCACAGGUUAGGGCAACAAAGAGAAUGUUCUAAUGCGAAGCCUCGUCCUAUUAUUGUCAUUUUUGCAACACCCCAAGACAGAGACGUAGUCCUUAAGAAAUGCUACAAACUCAAAGGUACAGGGAUUACAGUAUCUACUGAUAGUUUAACAAAUGAUGGAAAAGACAGGAAAGACAAAACAAUGUCAUCCUCUCAAACUUAUGAAAGUAUGGAUAUAAAAGUCUCAGGAAAGGAGAAAGUAGUAGAAAGUGACGACUGGGAUUCAAUGGACAGUGAUAAAGAGCUGGAUGAGUUAAGCAGGAAUAAAUAUGCAAUGGUUAUUUCAAAGCCUGUUCACAAGUCCAAAUCAGAGAAAAGGCGGUCCCAUGACCACAACAGGUCAGGAGACGUAGCAGGCUACUCAGGAACAGUCCACUAUGCUGACGACUCGUACUAUGACACAGACAAGCAUGCAAAGGCUUACUACUCUGAUAUGACCCCAGGAUGGCUUUCUCAGAGUGAUUAUUCAACUCCAAAACUUAGUCGUUCAGAGUCUGACUGUUCAAAACUUUGCCAGUCGUACUCUGAAGAUUUUUCAGAAAGUCAAUACUUCACACGAGCAAAUGGUGGCUCCCUCCUCUCCUCCUCAGAUCAAGAACUGUGGCAGAGAAAACAAGAGGACAUGGCCUCCUCUUGGUAUGCUAGCCCCAGCCAUCCUCAUGAUAGUCAAACAUAUGAACAUAAUGAGGUUGAGACUACUGAAACUAUUGAUAGUGGGGUUAGCAAUGGACUUGUCUGCAUGUCCGGGGAUAGAAGCCACUACAGUGGCUCACAGGUAUCAUUACAAGGUGAUCUUUCACCAUGGAAAGACUGGCAUCAUCUGGAGCAAGGAGCUGACUCUGGCUUAGAAGCUUCAAUAGAGGUCAGUAGCCCUUUUGACCCAUCAACUAUUCCUGGAUUUCCAGAGAACAUUACCAAGUGUCAGGAGGUUGAUUUGCAGUUUGAAGGAGAUGAGGAGUUUAUGAUGCUUGACAGAGAAGCUUCUUUACCUCCUAUCACCACCCAUAUUAUUCCUCCCAUCACUGAAUGGGAAGUUGUCAAGACUUCUUCCCGGCAGUCGAGGGAAGGAUGUAAGGUGAUCGCAAAAGAAAGCACAAAGAUAUCAUCAAAAGAAGCCUCUAAAGCUGCAGCAAAAGUGACGCCCAAAUCAAGUAAAGUCACUACUCCUAAAGAGGAGACAUCUAAAAUAUCGGCAAAAGAAAACACAAAGGUUUCUGCUAAAGGUUCACCUAAAGUGACAUCUAAAGCGUCCCCUAAAGAAUUACAGAAAGAAACAUUAAAAUCAGCUGUUAAAGAAAGCUCUCAAGUUGUCCAUAAAGACAAUUCUAAAUUUAUACCCAAAGAAACCACUAAGCCUAUAGGUAAGGAUAUAGGUAAGGAAGUAUCUAAAGUCACAUCAAAGUUAAGUUCCAUUGAAACUGCUAAGGUCACUCCUAAAGCAAUCUCAAAAGACAGCCCUGUAAUCACACCUAGAGAAAGCCCUAAAGAGUCACCCAAAGAGAGCCCUAAAAUAACUCCAAUUGAUACCCCUGUCUUGACUCCAGAUUCAACCCCUAGAGAGUCCCCUAAAGAAUCCCCUAAAGUCAUUCCUAAGGAAUCCCCCAAAGUCAUUCCUAAGGAAUCCCCCAAAGUCAUUGCUAAGGAAUCCCCCAAAGUCAUUGCUAAGGAAUCCCCCAAAGUCAUUGCUAAGGAAUCCCCCAAAGUCAUUGCUAAGGAAUCCCCCAAAGUCAUUGCUAAGGAAUCCCCCAAAGUCAUUGCUAAGGAAUCCCCCAAAGUCAUUCCUAAGGAAUCCCCCAAAGUCAUUGCUAAGGAAUCCCCCAAAGUCAUUGCUAAGGAAUCCCCCAAAGUCAUUGCUAAAGAACCCCAGAAAGUCAUUUCUAAAGAGGGUGUAAAGGCUGUUAUUAAAGAAGUUACCAAAGAAGCUUUAAAACCACCCCCAAAAGAGGUUCCAAAAGAGGUGGCUAAAGUGCCACCUAAUGAAAUAACUACAGUACCCGCUCAGGAGGUUUCUAAGAUUCCACCUAAGGAAGUUUCAAACAUAGCUCCUAAAGAGAGCUCUAAGGUGACCCCCAAAGAGCCUUCUAAAGUAUCUAAAACAGAUGUUCCCUUGGUAGCACCUAAAUCAGUUUCUAAAGAUGUUGCCAAGGAACCCUCAAAAACAGGUGCCAGUGAAAAAUUCCCUGAACUUGAUGUUAAUCAUAGCUUUCACCAGGCCCCGAGCAAGUCCUCAAGUAUGUACCGUAGCCAGAGUGAGAUACGAACAGAGAAAGUGGAGGAGGUUCCAAAAACCUGGAGUAGUAGACUUAGUAUCGAUCUAAGUGAAAAGUCCUUUGGCUUUGGCUUUGGAUCCACUCUCCAAAGAGCUAAGUCUGCUCUGGAGGUUGUUUGGAAAUCUGGCUCCCAAGGCAGCCCUGCUCCUCCAGAGGAACAAACAAACUCUUCUUCCUCGUUUAUGGGGCGUUUCCGAACACUCUCCACUUCUACUGCAAAUAGUUCCCCUGCUGCAACAGAACCGGAUAUUCGUGUGGAACCUGUCUUCAACAAGGCGGAGGAGGAAAAUACAAGUGCAGAAACAGGAGAGCUCUCUGUGGACAGUGAGACUCACUACGUUGAAGUGAUGGAGCAGGUAUUAGCUAAUCUGGAAAACAGGACUAAUGUUAACGAGAACCAGGACACGGACGAGCUUGCACAGGAUUGUGAGACUUCUCAGGACUAUGAUGUGUCUGAUGACAUUGAGCCCUCUCAAGACAAUGAUGCCUCGCAGGAUCUUGAGGCGUCGCAGGAUUUGGAGGCCCCGGGUGAUUUUGAUGCAAGUAACAAAACCCGAGUUUUGGAGUAUGAUUGCAGCUUGGAUGAUCAGUACGAAGAAGAGUACAGUGAGGAUUAUGACCACCAACUCACCGAGGACACUGCUGAAUACGAUGCAAUGGUUGAGUAUGUGGAUGUUGAAGAGCCUGAUGAGACUGAGGAUAACGAUGUAACAGAGGAGAUGGAAGAGGGUGCAGAAGAGUUGUACGAGGUAGAGGAAAUAGCAGAGGAGGCUGUUGAAGUUUCUGAAAAAGAGGAACAACAACAACAACAACAACAACAACAGGAGGAUGAAAACAAGAAUGUUCCAGAGGAGAAGCCGGUGGAGACGCCACCCAAGAAGCGUGUUCGACCCACAUUCAAGGAGGCAGCACUGAGAGCCUACAGGAAACAGAUGGCUGAACUGGAGCAGCAGAUUCUGGCAGGAGACGCCAGUGCUUUGGAUACUCAGCCUCGCAGUAUUUUGGAUCCCAAAUUGCUUGGUUUGCAGACCGGAGGGGCUGGCAGUAUUCUUUAUGGUAUUGACAGCAUGCCAGAUCUGCGCCGCAAAAGGACAGUGCCUCUUGUCCGAGACCUGGCUUUGACCCUCACUGCUCGAAAGGCAGGCAUCUCGUUUGCUCUGGUGAACAGGUCAACCCUGAACAACGAGGAACUGAAACUGCAUGUCUUCAAGAAAACCCUCCAGGCCUUGAUCUACCCAAUUUCCUCGACUACACCCCACAAUUUUGAGGUAUGGACGGCAACCGCUCCCACCUACUGCCACGAGUGCGAAGGCCUGCUGUGGGGGAUCGCCCGCCAGGGCAUGCGCUGCUCGGAGUGCGGCGUCAAAUGCCACGAGAAGUGCCAGGACCUGCUCAAUGCGGAUUGUUUACAAAGGGCUGUGGAGAAAAGUUCCAAGCAUGGGGCAGAAGACAAGACUCAAAAUAUCAUCAUGGCUAUGAAGGAGCGUAUGAAGAUCAGGGAGAAGAACCGCCCGGAGGUGUUUGAGGUGAUCCAGGAGAUGUUCCAUGUCUCUAAAGAAGAAUUUACUUCCCAUCUGAAGACGGCCAAGCAGGCUGUGCUGGACGGGACCUCCAAGUGGUCUGCCAAAAUCACCAUAACAGUCAUGUGUGCGCAGGGAUUACAGGCCAAGGAUAAGACGGGAUCCAGCGACCCAUAUGUCACGGUCCAGGUGGGGAAGACCAAACGCAGAACCAAGACCAUCUUCGGCAACCUCAACCCUGUCUGGGAUGAGAAGUUCCACUUUGAAUGCCACAACGCUACCGACCGCAUAAAGGUGCGCGUUUGGGAUGAAGACGACGACAUCAAGUCACGGGUGAAGCAACAUUUCAAGCGCGAGUCAGACGACUUCCUGGGCCAGACCAUCAUCGAGGUUCGCACGCUCAGCGGAGAGAUGGAUGUUUGGUACAAUCUAGAUAAGAGGACCGACAAGUCUGCAGUGUCUGGUGCCAUCAGACUCAAGAUCAGUGUUGAAAUGAAAGGGGAGGAGAACGUGGCGCCCCCUCAUGGCCAGUACACAUGUCUACAUGAGAACCUGUUCCACUACCUGACCGAAGUGAAGAGCGGUGGCGUGGUGAAGAUCCCGCAGGUGAAAGGGGACGACGCGUGGAAGGUCUACUUUGACGACGUGUCUCAGGAGAUAGUGGACGAAUUUGCCAUGAGAUACGGGGUGGAGUCCAUCUAUCAGGCUAUGACGCAUUUCUCCUGUCUAUCUGCCAAGUACAUGUGUCCCGGCGUGCCCGCCGUGAUGAGCAACCUGCUCGCCAACAUCAACGCCUACUUUGCUCACACGACCACCACCACCACCGCCUCCGCGUCUGACCGCUUCGCCGCCUCCAACUUUGGGAGGGAAAAAUUCGUCAAAUUGCUGGACCAGCUGCAUAACUCUCUGAGGAUCGACCUUUCGAAAUACCGGGACAACUUCCCGGCAGGAAACCCGGAGCGUCUCCAGGAUCUGAAGUCCACCGUUGACCUGCUUACGAGCAUCACUUUCUUCAGAAUGAAGGUGCAAGAGCUCCAGAGUCCACCAAGGGCCAGCAUGGUCGUAAAGGACUGCGUGAAAGCUUGUUUAGACUCGACGUACAAAUACAUUUUUGACAACUGUCAUGAGCUCUACAACCAGCUUCUUGACCAGAGCCGGAAACAGGAGCUUCCCAGAGAGGAGCAGGGUCCGUCCAUAAAGAACCUGGACUUCUGGCCAAAACUCAUCACUCUUAUGGUAUCUGUAAUCGAUGAGGACCGCACAGCCUACACACCAGUCAUUAAUCAGUUUCCGCAGGAAUUGAACGCGGGAAAAAUCAGCGCCGAGAUCAUGUGGAACCUGUUUGCACAGGAUAUGAAGUACGCGAUGGAAGAGCAUGACAAGCAUCGCCUAUGCAAAAGCACGGAGUACAUGAACCUUCACUUCAAAGUCAAAUGGUUCCACAACGAAUACGUCCGCGAUCUGCCGGCCUUCAAGGAUGUCCCACCUGAGUAUUCUCUGUGGUUCGAGCCCUUCGUCAUUCAGUGGCUCGAUGAGAACGAAGUCGUUGCCAUGGAUUUCCUCAACGGAGCACUUGAAAGAGACAAGAAAGACGGAUUCCAGCAGACCUCGGAGCACGCCCUCUUUUCCUGCUCCGUGGUGGACGUGUUCACUCAACUAAACCAGAGCUUUGAGAUUAUCAAGAAGCUGGAAUGCCCGAACCCGCAGGCUCUGGCGCAUUUCAUGUGCCGUUUUGCGAAGACUAUCAACAAGGUUCUCUUGCAAUAUGCUGCGAUCAUUUCCAAGGAGUUUCCAUUGCAUUUAAACAAGGAGAACGUGCCGUGCAUAAUUCUCAACAACAUCCAGCAACUUCGAGUCCAGCUGGAGAAGAUGUUUGAGUCCAUGGGUGGGAAGCAGGAGGAGGGGGUUGUCUCCUUCUGUAAGCUGGAUGCAGAGGCCAGUGAUCUGCUAAAGGAGCUGCAGAAUAAACUCAACACAGUCCUGGAUGAGCUCAGCGGGGUGUUUGGCUCCAGCUUUAAACCUGUAAUCGAGGACUGUGUGAAGCAGAUGAACCAGGAGCUGGUCCAGAUGAAAGGGCCAAUUAAAGGGAGCAAUCCUGCCAUGGAUGCAGAAACUGUCUUACGGCCUCUUAUGGACCUUCUGGAUAAGAAUUUGAUGUUGUUCGCCAAGAUCUGUGAGAAGACCGUGCUGAAGAGAGUCCUCAAAGAGCUCUGGAAAAUAGUUCUGAACACCAUCGAGAGAACAAUCGUUCUUCCUCCGCUUAGUGACCAGAGUCAACAAGGAGCUCAGAUGAUCUUUAGUGCUGCCAAGGACCUGGGACAGCUGUCCAAACUGAAGGAGCACGUCAUCCGAGAGGACACCAGAAGUCUGACGCCUCGCCAAUGUGCCGCCAUGGACCUUGUGCUUCCCACAAUCAAGCAAUACUUCCAUGCUGGUGGGAAUGGACUGAAGAAAACCUUCUUGGAAAAGAGCCCUGACAUGAAAUCGCUCAAAUACGCUCUCAGCCUUUACACUCAACCUACAGAUGCCUUGAUCAAAAAAUAUAUAUGCACCCAAAACUCUCAAGGUCAGUCAUCCAACGGAUCCGUGGGGGAGGUGUCAAUGCAAGUGACUCUCGUCUCUCACCCUGGCACAGGAGAACACAAAAUCAGCGUUAAGGUGGUUGGAAUAAACAACCUCAUGUGGCAGACCAACGCCAUGUUCCGGCCGUUCGUGGAGGUCAACGCCAUUGGUCCACACCUCGCUGACAAGAAGCGCAAAUUUAGCACCAAGACCAAGAACAACAACUGGUCGCCAAAGUACAAUGAAACAUUCCAGUAUAUUCUGAGUAACGAACACGGUCCGGAGGUCUACGAGCUCCACGUCUCGGUGAAGGAUUACUGCUUUGCCCGCGAGGACCGCAUCAUCGGCAUGACGGUCAUCCCGCUCCGGGAGCUGGCGGAAAAGGGCAGCUGCUCGGCCUGCUACCCGCUGGUAAAGAGCAUCACCAUGGACGAAACGGGCCUCACCAUCAUGAGGAUACUCUCUCAAAGGACCAACGACGAGGUGGCCAAAGAGUUUGUGCGUCUCAAGACGGACACCCGAUCAGCGGAGGAAGUGUCAUAGUCCGGAGUAAAUUAGGCAAAAACAAAACAAAACAAAAAAAAUGCAGUAUUAAGAGUCGUGUCGUCUUCAGAUCGGAUAGAUGCGGGGUGGGGAAUAGAGAGAGCGUGGUCGCGCGGCCGUUGUUUGCAAUAGAUGCCGGACGCGGCAUCAGAACGAGUUCGUCCAAAGAGAAGGGAAGCGGGUUCACAAAGUGGCAAAGCAGCGAGAGCGAGAGUCGUGUUUGUUUGUUUUCUGUGCAUGUGCGUAAAAACAUCUGUUGGAAUGUUCAUUUUAAAACUAAAAGUAUGUACAAGUGUUUACUUACCGUAUGCUCACUAUUAAGUACUAUAUUCUACGAGUUAUUGUAAUGAGACAUGGAUACCUUUUGUACAACAUUUAGUCUUUUUGAGCAGAGAUUUGUUCCAAUAAAGUGCCAAACCAGUGAAAAAAAAACAAAACAAAACAAAAACAACAAAAUUAACAUAUAUGAAUUAUGGUGAAGUUAGUAUGUUUGAAAUUUGCUCGGUUAUUUUGUCCGGUGUAAGUAUUUUUUGACCGUGUGGCGUUUUGAUUGUUGCAGACGUCUUGAUUUCGCACCCUCGGCUUUAAUUAAUUUAUUUUAUUUUAUUGUUUUUUUUUUGGCUUCCCGUUCUUCCACUCUGCACUGUUGUGUGCAUGUCUUCUUAAUCCUGUCUUUCCCAUGAUUCCACAGUGACCGCCGAGCAGGGUCCUGUCCCUCGCCUUUCAGAACUGUUUGUAUUUUACGUCGACCUGAAGUCUGAUUGUGUUUUUUGUUUUUUAAAUGGCGAUGACUGCUAUGUAAACCCUCGUAGAUGUUUGUAAUUUUAUAACCGUGACAACGUUGGCGAGAGCCUCCAGUGCUAACUGUCUUAGCAUAAAAGAGUGGAAUUUUUAUUUUUUUUUUAGCGUUUUGUUUUGUGUUUUUCAGGUUGUUUUUUCGCUUCCGGCCUUCCUGAACAACCACUGUGAACAUGAGCUUUGGAAGGCAAGCUUAACACGACAUUGCUUACACUUUAUUGUUUCGUGUUUUUUUUUUGUUUUUUUCCAACAACUUUGUUCCUGAUAAACUGCCAAAGUUAUAUUUAAUAUUUGUACCAGAGCAAUUCAUUACAUGUAUGAAGGCAUAUAUGUAACAUGUGAUCUAUUACUUUUUUUGUUUGUUUUUUUUCCCAAGGCUUGAUAUUUGAUUGUUGAUAGGGUGGUACUAAGAUAUAUUUUUUUUUAUUUCCUGUGAAGCUGUUUAAAACUAUAAAGGUUGCACAUGUUAUUUUACACAUUGGUUACUUCGACUUUAAUCAUUGGAAUUAUUUUUCUUCAUAAAGGAAAGAGUCUAACA